AUGGCGUUCCUCUUCUUCAAUAAAGGUAACGAAAUUCAUGAUAAAGAUCGUCUCAAUUUGAUGUGGGACGAAGAUGACGAUAGGAUAAAUGACGAAGACAUAGAUGGCGGUUUAUCGGAAAAGUUAAUAAUGGAAGUCGAAAAAGGCCAACCUUCUAAAGAUAUGCGGGACACACUCACAGAUACUCUUGUUGAUAGUGAUGAAGACGAUUCUCCUAAUAUUAACCCAUCUGCUUUGUCUAAGCGAGAAUCAAGAGCAAAAAAAUCCGGUUGGUGGAAAGAGCCGACAUGGGCACCCAAAACCACGACACGCCCUACAUGGACAGAAAGAGUUUGGUACAGCAAGACAACACCCCAACAACCACCAAAAUGGCCUCAAAAAUGGCAACCUAAGAAAUGGGAACCAUCUACUAGUCCCCCUUGUCCUUCGUUACCAUCAUUGUGGAUGAGUACCAAAAAUCCUUGGGCAGUUAAUAGUUGGCCUGCUACAACUACCUCUAAUAAGUGGCAACCUGACGAAUCAUGGAAAACUAAGGCAUGUGUUGCUUGGCAAACUAAAAAGUAUAAAUGGGUUACAACCCAACCUCCAACUACAGAGGACUGGCCUAAGCCGGCAUGGACUAAACCAACUUCUUCUAAACCUGUCUGGAACCCCUGGACUGCUCCACCUGCCCCUAUUAAAUGGCAACCUGAUUCAUGGAAAGCUGACCCAUGGAAUGCGUGGAAAUCUAAAUCCCAACCUCCAACUACAGAAGAAACUUGGCCUAAUCAAGUAUGGACUAAAUCAAAUAAAGGGUGGAAACCAUCUUCUCCUAAACCUGACUGGAACCCAUGGGCUGCUCCACCUGCACCUAAUAAAUGGCAACCUGAUAAAUCAUGGAAAGCCGAGGAGACUACUGAAGAAUCUUGGCCCAAGCAAGUAUGGACUAAAUCAAGUAUGGAGUGGAAACCAUCUUCUUCUAAACAGGGUGGGAACCCAUGGGCUAAUUCACCUACCCCUAAUAAAUGGCAACCUGAUGAGUUAUGGAAAGGUAAAUCAUGGAAUACAUGGGAGUCUAAAAAGUAUAAAUGGAUUACUACCCAACCUCCAACUACAGAGGAAACUUGGCCCAAACAAGUAUGGACUAAACCAAGUAUCGUGUGGAAACCAUCUCCUUCUAAACCUGAUUGGAACCCCUGGGCCACUCCUGCCCCUAAUAAAUGGCAACCUGAGAACUCAUGGAAAGCUGACGCAUGGAAUGCAUGGAAAUCCAAAACUCAACCUCCAACUACAGAAGAAACUUGGCCCAGUCAAGUAUGGACUAAACCAAGUAAAGGAUGGAAGCCACCUCCUACUAAGCCAGACUGGAACCCCUGGGCUGCCCCACCUUCCCCUAAUAAAUGGCAACCUGAUAAAUCAUGGAUGGUUGACGCAUGGAAUGCAUGGAAAUCUAAAACUCAACCUCCAACAACAGAAGAAACCUGGCCCAGUCAAGUAUGGACUAAACCAAGUAAAGGAUGGAAGCCACCUCCCUCUAAGCCAGACUGGAAUCCUUGGACUCCUCCCAAACCCCCAAAGCUUGAUAACCCAUGGCAAAAAAAAUCCUGGAUUCCGUCAAGUAAAGCACCAGCUCCAUGGUGGCCAAAGAGUACCCCUUCAACUGUAGCACCUUGGAGCCCUAAUCCAUGGAAAUAUCCUGAAAGUUGGAAAUCUAAACCAAGCCCCUCACAACCUGUAAAAUCGUGGACUUGGCCAGGAUCUUCAUCACAAACUUUUGAGCCUGAAGCACCUAAAUGGCCUCAAAUCCUGCAAAUAUCAAAAUUUUUUUUUAACCACGCUAAUUCUAAUAAAAAAAAACCAUCUUCUGAUAAAGUAUGGGUAAUGUCGGAUAGUUGGAACAAUGCAUGGAAACAUCCCCAAACAUCUAAAGAUGAAGGAUCUUCAUGGAGUUCUAAGAAUAAAAACUGGAAACGAGACUAUUUAUCAUAUCUUUUGAAUAAAGAUAGUAGAAACGAAUCGCUUAAAGAUGAAGAUGAUUUUGUAACUCAUUUUAUAGAUCCUGAUCUUAUACCUUUAGAGGGAGCUUAA
This is a messenger RNA of Gordionus sp. m RMFG-2023, 2067 nucleotides long. Its product is annotated as foot protein 1 variant 1-like. Lineage: Eukaryota; Metazoa; Nematomorpha; Gordioida; Chordodea; Parachordodidae. The transcript is spliced from 4 exons. Bases 1 to 2067 code for a protein of 688 amino acids. The record is from RefSeq and is a predicted model, not a curated record.